AUCAAUUUUUGGCCACACCAAGAAGAGCCAGGAUCUUCUUGGGCAAUUAUGGUGACGCGAUGACUUUAAUUCAGAGUCUACGGUUUUUGCGGCCGGCAACACGCACACCACACGUUGCCAGGCUGGCUCAGUCCUUCCACGUCGGUCGACCAAGUGGCGCCAGUGUUCAGGAUGGGCCCGGAGGGAAGAGGCAGAAGAAGGAUAGGGUAGUCAAGGGGGCAGAGCAGCGUCAGCAGGACAUAUCAGACCAGAGUGAGGCGGUUAGGAUAUCAGAGUUCAAAAAGAUGCGCCUCCAGGCGCUGGAGGAGGUGCGCGAAAAGGGCGUGAUUAAGGAGACGCACCCGCGGCUGGUCCAUCGCAAGAAGCCCAUGUCGGUCCCCGCCUUUAGGAAGGUGUGGGAGAAGAAGGAGGAGUUGAAUGACCCCAGCAACGCCGAGGUCGUCACCCUGUAUGGCCGCGUCCAAUCCGUUCGCCUCCACGGGAACAAGCUCGUCUUCGUCACUAUUGUCAAUGAGUUCGAAAAGAUUCAGGGCAUGAUCAACUAUCGCAACCUAGGCGCCCACUCGCCUGACAUGAACAUUGAUACGUUUAAACUCUUUGCCCGGCUGAUUGAGAAGGGCGAUCACAUCUCUAUCACCGGCAAGCCUACGCGCACAAGCACCGGCGAGCUCACCCUCCAGGCCGUCGUCCUCCCGGAGCUACUCUCCCCCGCGAUGGAGCAGAUCCCCCAGACCCUGACGGACUCAGCGACCAAGGCCGCGAAACGUCACGUCGACAUGAUGGUCAACCCCGAAGUCGCCGACGUUCUGCGCAUGCGAUCCCACAUCACAAAGUACAUGCGCGACUACUUCCACGACAAGUCCUUCCUCGAGUUUCAGACGCCCAUCCUCGCCGAGAACGCAGGCGGCGCCGUCGCCCGCUCCUUCACCACCCAGGCCACCGAGUUCCCUUCCAAGGAGCUCUCCCUUCGCAUCGCCCCGGAGCUCUGGCUCAAGCGCCUCGUCGUCGGCGGCGUCCACAAGGUAUUCGAGAUCGGCCCGGCCUUCCGCAACGAGGGCAUCGACGGCACGCACAACCCCGAAUUCACAAUGUGCGAGUUCUACAGCGCCUACACCAACCUCCCCGAGCUCAUCGACCGCACCGAGGAGCUCCUCUCCGGCCUGGCGCACCAUUGCCAGGAGCUCAUCGACACAAAACUCACCUCCCUCCAACCCGUCGACCUCUCCAAGUUCGCCCGCCCCUUCCGCCAGCUCGAGUUCAUCCCGGCCCUCGAGGAGGCCCUCGGCUUCCGCUUCCCCAAGCUGACCGGCAAGGACGCCUACUCGGAGCUCGUCGCCGUGCUGGCCCUCAGCAAGAUCGAGGUGCCCGGCGGCGUCCCGCCCACCAUGCCGAAACUCCUCGACCGCCUGGCGGCCGUCUACCUCGAGCCCAAGUCCUUCGAGGGCCCCUUAUUCAUCACGCACCACCCGACCUGCAUGUCCCCGCUCGCAAAGAGCUUCGUCUGCCCCAAGACGAUGCAGCUCGUGUCGGCGCGGACGGAGCUGUUCGUCAAUGGCCGCGAGCUGGCCAACAUGUAUGAAGAGGAGAACGACCCGGCCGCACAGGCGCGCAAGCUCGCGGAGCAUCGCUUCUUUGGCACCGGCAAGGAUGCUGCGCCGCUUGAGGCGGAUGAUCCGCACCCGCUCAGGGACGCGCCGCUCGACAAGAGUUAUAUCCGGGCGCUCGAGGCCGGCUUACCGCCCACGGGAGGCUGGGGGUGUGGUGUUGAGAGGCUUGUGAUGUUGUUCUCUGGCGCCAGCCGGAUCAGCGAUUGUUUGAGCUUUGGCACGUUGAGGAACGUGGUUGGGUUAUCGACUGAGGGGCCUCAGAACCAGACGGAGGAGCCUUCUUCUAACCAGACGGAAGAAGUUGCAUCUGACCAGUCCAAGGAGUCUGCUUCUUGAGCAGCAUUUUUUUGUUUUUCUCGGUCAAAACUGUUGUUUACAUUGGCCUUGUAAUGUUAGAUGGAGUUGGGACGCAUGGGCAGCGUGUAAUAAUCUUUGUACAACAUCACAGACUCAUAGAUGUAUCACAUUGUAGAACAAGACACGGUUCGAAAUCAUACAGAGCAUCGAGCGCUUCCUUCACGCGAGAGAUCACAGAGCAUACCACGAGGACGUAAG
Colletotrichum godetiae is the source of this 2162-nucleotide messenger RNA. RefSeq names its product lysyl-tRNA synthetase. The transcript has 4 exons. Gene Ontology annotation, biological process: mitochondrial lysyl-tRNA aminoacylation. Gene Ontology annotation, molecular function: lysine-tRNA ligase activity; tRNA binding; ATP binding. Gene Ontology annotation, cellular component: cytoplasm; mitochondrion. Lineage: Eukaryota; Fungi; Ascomycota; Sordariomycetes; Glomerellales; Glomerellaceae. Bases 60 to 1943 code for a protein of 627 amino acids. The record is from RefSeq and is a predicted model, not a curated record.